AUAAGCUAAAGCAUAGUGCUAGUCACACUCUUCUACAAUCUACAAUCAAUCUAAAUACAAAUAAAUCGCGGAGAAAUGAAUUUUACUUCAAAAACGAUAAAAAUGGAUCUGACUUAAUAGCUUUCGACAAUUUUGUUAAAGUUCCUUCUCAACGGUGCAAAAUUGAAGUGAGUCAUAAAUCAAGCAGCUUACGAAAUCUUAUCUCUCGAUCAAAGUCUAAGAAACGUCCUCCUACUGAAGACCAGGGCAAAUCAAGUAAAAAAGCACGCAUGACUGAUUUACAAGAAUUUCAGUUUAAGGAGUCACAUCUCUUCCAACUGAAGGACAUGGGCCUUUCCACGGAUGAAAGUAAGAAGGCUUUGUAUAAUACACAAAAUCAGGAAAUUGAUGAAGCUCUGAAAUGGAUUGUAAAGCAUUUUACUGAUAAAGACUUUGAUCAGCCACUUCAUUUGUCUGAGCAUGAAAAAGAUGAUACUGAUGUUGCAGAAGCGCUUGAAGCUAUUGUAAUGAUGGGCUUUAGUGAUAAGCAAGCUCGUCAGGGUAUUAGGGGAAACAAUUUAGAAAAAGCUGUGGAUUUGAUAUUGGAGGAAAUGGAUACUGACAUUGGCUCAGAUCCUCGGAACUUCUCAAAAUCAAAAACGAAAAAGGAUGAAAAACCUUCCAGAAUCCUGACUCGUAAAAUUCCAAAAAUAAAUCGCUUAAAACUUUUUUCAACUUUCACCAAGUAAAAAAUAAUUAGCUAAA
This is a messenger RNA of Parasteatoda tepidariorum (common house spider), 744 nucleotides long. RefSeq lists its product as uncharacterized. NCBI's taxonomy places the organism in Eukaryota, Metazoa, Arthropoda, Arachnida, Araneae, Theridiidae. Gene Ontology annotation, molecular function: protein binding. The record is from RefSeq and is a predicted model, not a curated record.